AUGGACUAUUACUCAAACAUAAUCCAGGGAGUUCCCGCAGGCAUUUUAGGAGUCUUGGGAGUCAUGGGUGUAUUUAAACUAUUCUUCUCCCAAGGGAAUUGCCAACGCCCGAUUUGUGAUGAAUUUCCACGUUUUAAGGAACUACCACCGUGGAUACGGAGAAAGAUCUGGCGCCAUUACUUUCUUGAUACUCCCAAGACGAUGUGUAUGUUUCUCGAGAGGUCGUCGUCCUUAAGCGGCGACUAUUUCCCCACAACUCAGCAAGAAAUGCCCAAAAGAACGAUAGUUGGCUCGACCCUCUUUCUCUCCCCGGGCUCCCAUAGAUUCUGGGACAAGCCGACUUCAGCCAUCAGUAUCGAGGCGUACCACGUGGCGGCGCAGUUGGGCUGGCGAGCGCCUCGCGAGGUGAGCAUCACGGAAGCCUAUAACAUCUUAAAGCUCCCGGAUCCAAGAGAAUAUCUUCUAUCACGCGGCUACAGCCAAUCGGAAAUUGAUGAAGAGAUCGUUAGAGAAUUCCGUGAGGCACGCAGGAGAUAG
This is a messenger RNA of Hypoxylon fragiforme, 537 nucleotides long. RefSeq lists its product as uncharacterized. The coding region runs from base 1 to 537 and encodes 178 amino acids. The record is from RefSeq and is a predicted model, not a curated record. Lineage: Eukaryota; Fungi; Ascomycota; Sordariomycetes; Xylariales; Hypoxylaceae. The transcript has a single exon.